This is a messenger RNA of Brettanomyces bruxellensis, 2856 nucleotides long. RefSeq lists its product as uncharacterized. Gene Ontology annotation, biological process: intra-Golgi vesicle-mediated transport; endoplasmic reticulum to Golgi vesicle-mediated transport; intracellular protein transport. Gene Ontology annotation, molecular function: structural molecule activity. The transcript is spliced from 2 exons. Gene Ontology annotation, cellular component: endoplasmic reticulum-Golgi intermediate compartment; endoplasmic reticulum; Golgi membrane. The record is from RefSeq and is a predicted model, not a curated record. Bases 1 to 2856 code for a protein of 951 amino acids. NCBI's taxonomy places the organism in Eukaryota, Fungi, Ascomycota, Pichiomycetes, Pichiales, Pichiaceae.
AUGUCGACAUCUACGUACAAGCGGUUCGAAGACCCCGAAUCUGGGGUUCUUCCGGACAAAAUGACGGUUUACCAGGAGUCCCAGCGGGCAUUUGGAGCAAGCCCAAUAAAGGCGAAGAAGUGCCGGCGGUUGUUGUCGCAAUUGGUGCAUCUUUUAUACCACGGAGAGACGUUCAACAAAACAGAAGCAACAAACCUUUUUUUCUCAGUGUCGAAACUUUUCCACAACAACGAUCCGUCUCUCCGGCAGAUGGCCUACUUGGCAAUCAAGGAGCUCUGCUCGAUGUCUGAGGACACGUUGAUGAUUACGGCAUCGAUAAUGAAGGAUAUACAAGGCAGAGAGGCCGUUUUCAAGCCGGACGCGGUCAGGACACUUUCGCGUGUUCUAGAUGGUUCGACGAUCCACGCAGCAGAGCGUGCAAUGCGCAACUGCAUUGUGGACUCGAAUCAGGCUGUGUGCUGUGCAGCUUUGGUUUCUACGUAUCAUUUGUUUCCAGUUGCGAAAGAGGUGGUUAGAAGAUGGGCAAACGAGGCACAGGAUACGAUUGGUGCAGCCAAGAGCAUCGUGAGGUCGCCAUAUACGGCCCAGGGAGGUGUCUCCGGGUCGUCGCGUCUGCCCCAAUCGACAUAUUUCCACCAGUACCACGCCCUAGGCUUGAUGUACCAGUUGAGGAAAGACGACAAGAUGGGCAUGCAGAAGCUGAUCCAGCAGCUCACGGGCAGCCGGCGGUUGCAGAACUCGUUUGCCACCGUGCAGCUGGUGCGGUACGUGGGCGUGCAGCUCGCAAACGAGGUGCAGGUCGGUGCGUCGAUCGACGCCUCGGCGACCCGCUCCUGGCCGCUUUUCGCCUCCUGGCUCUCGGACAAGUCCGAGAUGGUGGAGCUGGAGGCCGCCAAGGUCGUGUUGAGUGCCCAGCUGGCCCGCGUGUUCACUUCCGAGCAGCAGAUGCAGGCAAUUUCGACGGUUUCGAAACUUCUCUCUGUUCCUCGCACCGUGACCCGGUUUGCAGCCAUCAGAUUGUUGAGCCGGCUGGCAGUUUCGAGCCCCGAGAAGGUGAGGCCGUGUAAUGGGGAGAUCGAGGAGUUGGUGAACGACCCGUGCCGGUCGAUUUCGACGUAUGCAAUCACCACAUUGUUGAAGACGGGCAGUGCAGAGAGUGUGGACCGGUUGGUGAAGAUCAUCGGCGGGUUCAUGGACGACAUCACGGACGAGUUCAAGGUCGUCGUUGUGCGUGCAGUGGGCACUUUGGCGCUCAAGUUCCCCGACAAGCAUCGGGUGCUUCUUGGAUUUUUGGGAGAUGCUUUGCGGGACGAAGGAGGCUUCACCUUCAAGAACUCCGUCGUGGAGUCUGUGUUUGACAUCGUGAAGUUUGUGCCGGAGGCCCGCGAGGACGCUCUCAAGCUGCUCUGCGAGUUUAUUGAGGACUGCGAGUACACAGAGUUGGCAGUGCGUGUUUUGCACAUGCUUGGCCAAUACGGUCCUAAGGCCUCCAAGCCAUCCACGUACGUCCGGUACAUCUACAACCGGGUGGUGCUCGAGAACUCGAUCGUCCGGUCGUCGGCAGUCGUCGCGUUGUCGAAAUUUGCACUUGUUGGGGACCAAAAACUCACCUUGAGCAUCGAGGUUCUCCUCCAGAGGUGCCUCAGAGACGUGGACGACGAGGUUAGAGACCGGGCGGCCUUUGCAUUGCAUCUGUUGAAGGAGGCAGAUGGCAGUCCGGAGGCCUCGGCGAGAACUAGGGCACUUUUGGAUCCACAGACUAGGUUCUCGCUUGCAUCUUUGGAGCAGCAGUUGUGCCAGUACGUGCGGUCGGACGACAAGGCGUCGUUUGCACAGCCGUUUGACACGUCAGCCGUCCCAAUGUGCACUGUUGAGGACAAGCUGGCCGAGCAGUUGCGGCAGAAGAUGCAGGGUGAGGGUGAGAUCAAGGAAGGAGUGAAGGCUGAGAUGAAGGACGAGAUAAAAGGUGAGAUCAAGGCUGAGAUCAGUGAGGCUGGCGGUAAAACUGGGGCUGCAUUUGGCGAAAAGUUGACGACCCAGGCCCAGCAAGAGGCCGAGAAAUCCCAGAUGCUGGUUUACGCACGCGAACUGGCCACGUUGCCGCAGUUCGAGUCCUAUGGGGACCUCUUGCACUCCUCGCAGGCAGUGGAAUUGACCGAGACCGACACGGAGUUCGUCGUCCGGGCCGUCAAGCACGUCUUCAAGCACCAUCUCGUCGUCCAGUACGACGUGUGCAACACUUUGAAGACGUUGCAACUCGAAAAUGUCACCGUUAUCGGCCAGCUCGACUCAGAUGCCUACCAGGAGGAGCUCAGCAUCCCAAUACAGCUUCUAAGACCGGACUCCAAGGCCUCUGUCUACAUCUCGUACAAAAGACCAGACUCCGGAUACGACCGCAAAUUUGUCAAAUACUCUCUCGACCUCGAUGAGGCUUCCGGUGAGCCGGCUGAAGACGAUGAGGGUUACCCAGACGAGUACCAGGUCGAGGACUUGCAGAUCACCCCUGCCGACUUCGUCAUCCCGGCUUUUACCGGCUCCUUCACUGCCGUGUUCGACUCUUUGCCCAACGAGGAAGUCGCAGUGUACAAUCUUGGCUCGGCCGAGUCCAUAAACAUGCAGGAUGUCGUCGCCAAGGUUACCCGGACGCUUGGAAUGCUGCCGCUUGAAGGUUCUGCCAGAGUUCACAGCGAGUCCACGCACACUCUCAAGUUGUUUGGUACCAGUGUCGAUGGUGCCAAAGUUGGGGCACUUGUCAAGCUCAUUUUGAGCUCAAAGGGUGCCAUGAUGAAGGUCCAGGUGCGGUCCUCCGAUGCUGAUUUGAGCCUGUUGCUUGCCAACGUGUGGGGUGAGAACUGA